AUGCAGAGACCAACCCUCAUUCUUCUUUUGUGCGCCGCGGCGGCCUUUGCCGCUGGUUUGCCCACCUUGUCGCAACCCGCCGAGCCGGAAAGCGAACCUACGCCGCCGAUUGAGGAUGCCACCGCUGUCACCCCUGCAGGCGAUGGGGCGGUACUGAUCGGCAAGAUCGACGGCGACAUCACGCUGUCGGAGAGCGCCUACGUCAAACGACUCGUGGAGGCGGCGGAGGAGCGCGGCUCGAGCGCGCUGGUGCUCGAGAUCAACACCUUCGGCGGCCGGGUCGAUGCCGCGGUGGCGAUUCGGGAUGCUUUGCUGGAUGUCGAAAUCCCGACGGUGGCAUUCAUCAACAAGCGCGCCAUCAGUGCCGGUGCCCUGAUCUCUCUGGCUUGCCAGAAGAUCGUCAUCAGCCCCGGCGGCACGAUUGGCGCCGCCACGCCGGUCAGUUCCUCACCCGGACAAGAGAUGCCGGCGCCGGUGGAGGAGAAGUACGUCUCCUACUUCCGCCAAGAAAUGCGCUCGACCGCCGAGACCCAGGGACGCAAUGGCGAUAUCGCCGAAGCGAUGGUCGAUGCCGACAGCGAAGUCGAGGGGAUUAGCGUCAAGGGCAAACUGCUGACCCUGACCACCCUCACGGCCUUGGAAUAUGGCAUUGCCGAUCUCGAGGCCAAAUCUGUCACCGAGGCCCUCGCCGGCCUCGGCAUCGAGGGCUCGGAGGAAGUGCUCGAGCGUACUUGGGCCGAGGGUCUGGUGGCCUUUCUGACCAGUACGGCGAUCGCCGCCUUGCUUUCGGGAGCGAUGUUCCUACUGGCCUACAUGGAGUAUCAGGCGCCGGGUUUUGGUGCCUUCGGCAUCGGCGCGAUCUGCUGCUUCCUGCUGCUCUACUUCGGCCACUACCUGGUCAACCUGGCCGUGGUGGAGAUGUUCGUUUUCCCGGGGUUCGGAGUGGCCGGAAUCGCUGGCAUGCUGGCGUUGAUCGCGAGCCAUGGACGCUCUGGCACGGUCCUUUGGACUGUCCUGGCGGCGGUGCUCGGCCUGGUGUUGCUGAUGCGGAUGCUGCCGAAGUCGGAAGAGAGCCUCCUGGGUGGCAAGAUGAUGCUGGGUGGCGGCUUGCAGAGCGCGGCGGGCUACCGCUCGCACGAGCCGGCCCUGGAGAGCGCUGUCGAUGAGCAGCUGGGCACCGCUCUGACCCCGCUGCGGCCUUCCGGAAAGGGGGCGCUUCGGAGACCGCAAGCUCGAAGUCGAGACCGAGGGCGAGUUCAUCGAGAGCGGUACCGAGAUCAGCAUCCUGCGUCGUGA
This is a messenger RNA of Nerophis lumbriciformis (worm pipefish), 1296 nucleotides long. The record is from RefSeq and is a predicted model, not a curated record. Lineage: Eukaryota; Metazoa; Chordata; Actinopteri; Syngnathiformes; Syngnathidae.